Molecule: messenger RNA, 1892 nt
Organism: Octopus bimaculoides (California two-spot octopus)
Lineage: Eukaryota; Metazoa; Mollusca; Cephalopoda; Octopoda; Octopodidae
Product: TAR DNA-binding protein 43
Biological process (GO): regulation of gene expression
Cellular component (GO): chromatin; nucleoplasm
Molecular function (GO): RNA binding
Source: RefSeq, a predicted model, not a curated record
CGCGAGAUCAGGAGAAAUUUGUAAUCGUUGAAGAGUAUUCCGCCAUAUUUACACUUGUGUGACCGUCUUCGUUGGUUUCUCUAUCUUUUUGAUCGUAACUAACGACAUCCCUAGGAAAGAAUAGCCAAAAUCCUAAACUAAAUUCUUCAAUACUUGAUAUUUGUGUUGCAAAAUAUUCAGGAUGAGCCAGUACAUCCAAGUUGCUGAAGAUGAGAAUGAUGAACCAAUCGAAGUACCAACCGAAGAAGAUGGGGCAUUGCUUCUCACCACAUUAGUCGCUCAGUUCCCUGGAGCCUGCGGCCUCAAAUAUCGCAACCCAGAAACAUGUGGCAUGCGCGGGGUUCGUCUCACCGACGGCCGUCUUCACCCGCCAGAUGAAGGCUGGGGAAACCUUGUCUAUAUCUCGGUGUUCCCUAAAGAUAACAAGCGUAAAGGGGAUGAUGGCUUAGAAAAUCCUACUGCUAAAACCAAACGUCUUGAUAUGCAGAAGUGUAGUGACUUGAUAGUGCUUGGUUUGCCAUGGAAAAGUACAGAAGAGGACUUGAGGAAUUACUUCUCUCAAUAUGGAGAACUUCUAAUGGUGCAGGUGAAGAAAGACCUUAAAAGUGGCCAGUCCAAGGGAUUUGGCUUUGUUCGUUUUGUUGAUUAUGAGGCUCAGUUGAAAUGCAUUUCCCAACGGCACAUGAUUGAUGGAAGAUGGUGUGAUGUCAGAAUCCCAAAUUCAAAGGAUGGAGGUCAACAAACAAUGAAUCGCAAAGUUUUCAUUGGUCGAUGCACUGAAGAUAUGACCGCUGAUGAUCUGCGUAGCCAUUUUGGCAAAUUUGGAGAGGUCAUUGAUGUUUUCAUUCCCAAGCCUUUUCGAGCUUUUGCAUUUGUAACUUUCUCUAAUCCAGAAGUCGCUCAAAGUCUUUGUGGGGAGGACCAUAUUGUUAAGGGAAUCAGUGUCCAUAUCAGUAGCGCAGUCCCAAAAAACUACGACAAGUUUGGAGAUAAGAAAGGUCAAAAUCAAGUUCAGCCUCCGUAUAACCAGGGAUAUGGUCAAGGUGGUUGGGGACAGGGAAACCAACGUGGAGGUCAAAAUAUGGGCAGUAAUAUGAAUAAUAUGGGGGGAUUGAACUUGGGUGCUUUCCAGUUGAACCCUGCAAUGCUGGCUGCUGCUCAGGCCAUGCUUAGUAGCCAAGGUGGAUGGGGCCCUUUAGGGCUUGGCCAAGGAGCAGGUGAUACCUCAAACCAAAACAGCAAUCAGAGCUUAAGUAGUUUUAAUACUAGUGGUCAAGGUGCUAAUAACAAUAGCUUCCUUGGUUGGGGCGGCCAGACCUCAGACAGCGGCUCAGCACAGGCAGGUGGCUGGGGUCAGCAUAGCAAACCAGGUGGUGGUUGGAACUGAAGGACAAUUUGUUUUAAAAUGAAGUGUUGGAGGUAUGCAGAUUUCAGUAUUUAAUCAUGAUGUUCCAGAUAAACUUAUUUUUAAAGAAAGCCCCUCCCGCUCCCAACCAGAAAAGUGAAAAAAGAAAAAAAAAAAGAAAAAAAAGCAACAAACCCUAAAUCUCCAAGUUCCAACUCCUGUGCUUAGUGCUGCAAGUGUUAGAUGUGAGAGUUCCUUCCACCCCAUUAUGAUUAUUAUUUUCUCUUCAUUGGCUCCAUUUAAUGUGUGGUUUCUGCUGUGGAUCAUUAUAGCAGCAGUGACAAGUGGGAACACUACUCAUCGUAUAUCCAGCGUCAUUUGGCUGAGUGCAUGACAUUGAGUGUAUUCGACAGACUUGAUGAGAUAGAUUCACCGGAUUAUCUGAUGCUGAUGAACACGGAAUGGCUGUCUUAGGGUGUGUCUCUUAAUGUCUGCAGUAUGGUUGAAUGCCGUUUGUAUAAGGAAAUAAAUAUGACGUGUAUGCUUG